Lactuca saligna is the source of this 951-nucleotide messenger RNA. The record is from the annotation of a GenBank genome assembly. Lineage: Eukaryota; Viridiplantae; Streptophyta; Magnoliopsida; Asterales; Asteraceae.
AUGUUGCGCAAGCUAUAUGAUGAAGAAGAUAUAGAGGAAGAGAAAAUUGAAAAAGAUGAGGAAGAAGAUUCUGGUCCCAUCUACGACACCGAUGGAGAAGGGGAAUUUUGUGAAAGAAUAAAUUUCUUGGUUGAAGAGGAAUUUAUUGAAGAAAUUGAAGAAGGAACUAAUUUUGUGAUCGGAGAUGAAAUUGUUGAGGCAAUUGUGGAAGAAAUCAAUUUUGUUGAUAUGCACAAAAUUGUUGAAGAAAUGAUUUUUACACUUUGGAUGCCAUCGAAUGCUUAUAUUUUGCAUUUUGAAGGCCUUAGUGACAAGAAGAAGUAUGGUGAGAGGUUGGAUUUUACUAAUUAUGAUCUUGAUAGUGAUGUUUUUGUUUUGUCUUCGUUAAUUGAUCAAAAGGAGAAAAAAGACAUGCAUAUUACUUUUGAUAAAAAGUUUUAUGCAAUUAGAGAUGUAGACUUUUCACUUAAGACUCAAAAACAGCAAGACCAAUUAUUUUUAGAUGAUGGUAGAAUUUUGUAUGCUCCAAAAGGCGAUAUGAUGAUUUCCAAAACAAGAUGUGUUCAUAGUGGUAGCAAUCAGUCACGAAAAAAGACAUUGUGUGACAAUUCGUAUGCCAAUUUUUUGUGUUGUCCACAAACAAAAGAUAUCUUAAUUAAUUCUUCAUUCGUUGUUCAAAAACACCAAGAGCGAAGGCUUGAAGUUUGUGGUGAAAGAAAGACGAACGAUGGGCCGAGUUCAUGGGAAUGUAUGGAAGUGGUUUUUCAUCCACAAAUGGAAGAUACGGUUAGGAUUGAAUUUGGUGAGUUAUUUGAAGAAGAACAUGUGUAUGUGGAGAAAACACCAAGUUGGAAUAAAGAAAAGGUCACAUUAUGCAAUAAAAAUUUGGUUUCAAGACAUGCUGUCAGGGAAGGUUCGUAUGGGGGAACAACACAAUUUGGUUCUUACUGA